AUGCUAAAGCUUAAAGGAGAAUUGCGAACUGCCAAGGGACUGAAAGAUGAGGCCGGGGAGAGAGACAGAGAAGUGAACAACCUGAACAGCAAGCUCUUGAGCCUGCAGCUCGACAUCAAGAAUCUCCAUGACGUCUGCAAGAGACAGGGGAAGACCUUGCAAGAGAACCAGCUGUGUGUGGAGGAGGCCCUGAUGAACAAGAGCCACAACAAGAAGCAAGCCCAGACGCUGGCCUUCAAGGAGAUCCAGGUGGACUUCGGGGCCAAUAAGCAGUGUCACCUGAGGCAGCUGCAGCAGCUGAAGAAGAAGCUGCUGGCCCUGCAGCAGGAGCUGGAGUUCCGCACCCAGGAGCUGCAGACCUCCUAUUGCUCGCUGCUGCAGUACCAGUCCAUCCUGGAGAAGCAGACUUCCGACCUGGUUCUUCUUCACCAUCACUGCAAGCUCAAGGAAGAUGAGGUCAUUCUCUACGAGGAGGAAAUGGGGAACCACAAUAAGAACACUGGGGAGAAGCUCCAUCUGGCGCAAGAGCAGCUCGCCUUGGCGGGGGACAAGAUUAUCUCCCUAGAACGGAGCCUAAACCUCUACAGGGACAAGUACCAGACCUCCCUGAGCAACAUCGAGCUGCUGGAGUGUCAAGUGAAGAUGCUGGAGGGGGAACUCAGCGGAAUCAUCAGUCAGGAGCCUGAGAACAAGGGCGACCACUCGAAGGUGCGCAUCUACACUUCUCCGUGCGUGAUUCAAGAGCAUCAGGAGACUCUAAAGCGACUGUCUGAAGUUUGGCAAAAGGUUUCUGAGCAGGAUGACCUCAUCCAGGAGCUUCGGAAUAAACUGGCCUGCAGCAACUCUUUGGUUCUAGAGCGUGAGGAGGCUUUGAUAAAAUUACAAGCUGACUUCGCUUCCUACACAGCCACCCACAGGCAUCCCCCUACCUCCUCAGAAGACUGCGAGGACAUCAAAAAGAUCCUGAAGCACCUGCAGGAACAGAAAGACAGCCAGUGUCUGCACGUGGAGGAGUACCAGAACCUUGUCAAGGACCUGCGCAUGGAGCUGGAAGCCGUGUCAGAGCAGAAGAAGAACAUCAUGAAGGACAUGAUGAAGCUGGAGCUGGAGCUGCACGGGCUGCGGGAGGAGGCGUCAGCCCACAUGGAGAGGAAGGACAAGGAGACUGCCAUCCUGCAGCACCGGCUGCAGGACCUGCAGCAGCAGUAUACAGAGACACAGAAGCUGGCCCUGAAGAAGGACAAGUUGCUCCAAGACAAGGAUGAGAGGUUGCAUGAGCUGGAGAAGAAACUGGCACAUGUGCAGAACACCUUCAUGGAGAAAGAGGUGGAGCUGGAGAAGCUGCAGCGCAUGACAAAAGACCUCGAGGCAAAUCUGCAAGAGGCCAGGCAGGGCACAUCCAAAGUGGAUUGUGAGGCCUUGCGGUCCGAGGUGCAGAAACUGAAGGACACGCUUGAGGAGACCAAAGAGCAAGCAAAGCUGGCAGAUCAGAACCUCGCCCAGUGUAAGGAGGAAGCACAGCAGGCUGGAAGCAACCUAGAGGAUGCUCACCGGAAAAUCGAGAACUGCCUUCUCCUGGACAAGAAGAAAGCAGACAUCAUCAAGGAUCUGCAGGGUCAGCUGCAGAAGCUGCAGGAGGAGUCUGCAGCAGCUGAAAAGGAGAGAAUAGGCAACAGGAAACGGAUAGAGGAGCUGACCUCGGAACUCUACGAGAGCCAGCGGAGGCUUACAAAUUCUGACAACGAGAGGCUGCUGCUCAAGAAGACGCUAAACGAGAGCGAACAAAGAAUAAGCGAGUUGAGGGAGUCUGCCACAAUUGCUGAGCAAAAGCAAAGAGAGCUAACAAACACCAAAAACAAGCUGGAAGAGGAACUUCAGGAGAUAAAAGGGUUGCUGGAGGAGAAACGGGAACAACUGAAAAGGAGUAAGGAACAGGAAAAGGCCCUGGAGGGAGAAAUUGAGGCUCUGCGACAAGAAGCAAAAAAGAAAGAAAAGAUGGCCAAAGAGCAUGUGAGGAAGCUGGAGGAAGAGAAGGAGAAUCUGCAGACGGAGCUCAGUUCCUGUUCCUCACACCUGGAGUCCUCCAUCAACAAAUACAACAGCUCCCAGAAAGUCAUCCAGGAGCUCAACAUGGAGGUAGCCCGCCAGAAAGACUCCAUCAUGAUCCUGCAGACACAGCUGGACUCAGCUAUCCAGAAAGAAAAGAACUACCUCCAGAACAUGGUCAGCAAAGAAACCUAUGAAGAGGUUUUGCGGAAGUCGGGCGUCUGCCAAGACGACCUGACGCAAGCCCUGGAGAAGCUCACUCAUGCGACCUCCGAGACAAAGAGCCUGCAGCGCAACUUGCAACAGACCCAAGAGAGGAAGGCGCAGCUGGAAGAUGAAAUCAUAGCUUAUGAGGAAAGGAUGAAAAAGCUCAACGUGGAGUUAAAAAAGCUACAGGGCUUCCACCAGCAGAGUGAGCUAGAGGUGCACACCUUUGAUAAGAAACUGGAAGAGAUGAGCAACCAGGUGUUGCAGUGGCAGAAGCAGCAUCAGAGUGACCUCAAGAUGCUGGCCGCUAAGGAGACGCAGCUCCGGGAAUUCCAGGAAGAAAUGGCCACCCUGAAAGAGAACCUCCUUGCGGAUGAGAAGGAGCCAUGCUGCCUACCCCCGAGGACAACCAAAGACGCCUGCAGGCUCCACCGGGACAAUGACCAGAUUAUGUGCAACAUGGAGCAGUGGGCAAAGGAGCAGAAGAUUGCCAAUGAGAAACUGGGAAACAAGCUGCGAGAGCAGGUCAAAUACAUCGCCAAGCUGACUGGAGAAAAGGACCAGCUCCACAAUGUAAUGGUCCAUCUGCAGCAGGAAAACAAAAAGCUGAAGAAUGAGAUAGAAGAGAAGAAGUUAAAGACCGGAAACGCAAGGAUCUGUGCCAAAGCCCUCGGCCCCUGCAAACUGGAACCUUCCCAAAAGGGGAAAAUUUGCAACCCACUGGGCUGGAGAGGAAUAGCCCAGGACGUCACACCGAAAACGGACAUCACCAAGUACAUCGGGGCGCCCCACUGCUCGGAUGAAGGAGACAAAUUACCAUCCCCCAGAUCUGAGAAUUUUGGUGAUAACCCAGUACCUCACAUCACAGAUCUGUCUCCUCCUGACUCAGUCCCAUUGCGAGGUGAAGGGGAAGGAGGGAAGGGAGGAAUAGACUUCUUCCUUCUGUUAUGUGGCUGGACACCCCACAGACUGAGUUUCCCAGCCCUCCACUCAGUCCAGACCUAUGCCUUCUGUUCCUACUACCUCUUUAUUCCAUGA
Messenger RNA from Arvicola amphibius (Eurasian water vole), 3291 nucleotides. RefSeq names its product polyamine modulated factor 1 binding protein 1 (gene Pmfbp1). The transcript is spliced from 20 exons. The coding region runs from base 1 to 3291 and encodes 1096 amino acids. Lineage: Eukaryota; Metazoa; Chordata; Mammalia; Rodentia; Cricetidae. The record is from RefSeq and is a predicted model, not a curated record. Gene Ontology annotation, biological process: spermatogenesis.